CUCGCAACCGCUGCUCAUUGCUUGCACACUGAUCGCAGCAACGUUGACGAGUGGGGGCUCGAAGGGAGGAGGAGCGAGGGGCUCUUCGCCGCUGCUUUCCUGUCUUCCUUGGACCUCGGCGCCGUGAAGCGAGGGGAAGCUCAUUGACGGGGAGCGGAGGCAGAAGUAGAGGGCAAUGGCGGGUCAGGUGGUUCUUGCGGCCGUUCUUCUGAUGAUAGCUGCAGUUCACGCAAGCGCGCAGACUCCGACUGAGGUGACCAUCGGGUCUGUCACCUACGCAGGCUCGGGCUGCAAUUACCAGAACACCAACUACGCGCUGUCGAACGACUACAAGACGGUCACCUUCAUGUUCGGCGGGAUGGUUGCGACCACGGACGGGGCGCUCGCCGACAAGAGGAAGCAUUGCCAGAUGUCUUUCAAUAUGAUCUACCCGGAUGGCUGGAGCUUCUCCAUCGGCCAGGCGACGGGCCGCGGGUUCGCUGACAUCGCAAAGCACUCUGAGGGCGUCUACGAGACACACUACUACUUCUCCGGACAAACUGGUACGGCGAUCGUCGAGCGCAAAAUUAAAGGCCCGAAGGUCGGCAGCUUCGAGUUCACGGAUGACUUCCUGACGGAUGUCUGGAGCGAGUGCAACAACGCGCCCAACUUGAACAUCAAGACGGUGGUGAAAGUGGAGGGCAAGAAGGCUGUGAUGGCGCUUGACUCCCACGAUACCAGGUUCCAGCUCAUCUUUAACCUCCAAUGGAGGCAGUGUGCGCAAACUUGAGACCCCCAGUCACCAUCUCGCACUGAGGUUGGCGGUUGAGCGGGUGGAGAUGAAGAGCGGCGGGGUGGAAGAGGAGGGUAGCCGAACUGAGGGAAAGAGGCUAUGGUCGAUGCAGUGGCGCGUUUUUAGAAGAUCCCACCUACCAUUCCUCGGCACUCGUUGCAAGGGACAGCAUGGAGAUGGUCGGGCUUCUUUAGCAGCAGUUGUAAACGACGAAAUCAAGUGUCGCUGCUUAUCUUAUAGGUGAACAGAAGGUAGAUAUGGGAUGAUCAGUUGUUUUUUCGUAGAUGCAGUCUCGCUGUGUGUGCUUCAGUAGCUCGUUAAUAGUCGUUAUCAUAGCCCGUCGCGCUGUGUCCCCUCUCUGCCUGGUCCGAAGUAAACUAUAACAAGUUUCCUUUUCACUGUUGAGAGKCGCGAAAGGUUGUUUUAKCCMSKYCGKKKCMAGCSSKWUUACGCCWSACMCUCUCWCUSUCUCUCUCUCUCUCUCUCUCUCUCUCUCUCUCYCYCYCYCYCUCUCUCUCUCUCUCUCUCUCUCUCUCCCCCCUCUUUCAUUGUCGAUAAUCUGGUUUUCUUCUCUCUCCCUCUGCGAGACGCCGGAUCAUUACCUCCGCUCAUUGGAUCGAAUAGGGUCUUUGUCGUCCGUUCAGCGUCGUCUCCCAUAAUUUUCGCAUUUGAGAAAAUAACAAUCACCAAAGCUUGCAAAACCAGAGGGGGGGAAGGGGGGGGAACACCUGACUUCAAGCCAUUCUAAAAGAAGUCGGGCCCCUCGUCAGUAGGUAUGAAACGAAGAGAGUGGACAGGGGCAGCAGUGCCCAGUUGCUCUGCAACUGAUAGUUUCCUCGGGAAUCUUGUAAGAAGAAAAGGUAGGGAGUCUAAAUCUCUCCGUGGGAUUUACUGCCCUCAUGCAAAAUCCAGUUCUCGUCCGUCCCAUAGUGUGCACUCUCCGUGGCGCACCCCCACACAACGAUUUGACUGGUAAUCCGUCGUCUAUAAUCGCUCUUCGAAGGUUUUUUUUUUUUUUUGCCAGCGAUUAUAUCAGGCCUUCCAUCUAAUUACUAUUAUCUUAUUCAACAUAAUGAAGAAUUCUUAAUGCC
Molecule: messenger RNA, 1863 nt
Organism: Chara braunii
Lineage: Eukaryota; Viridiplantae; Streptophyta; Charophyceae; Charales; Characeae
Source: the annotation of a GenBank genome assembly